This is a messenger RNA of Rattus rattus (black rat), 1318 nucleotides long. Its product is annotated as gamma-crystallin A. NCBI's taxonomy places the organism in Eukaryota, Metazoa, Chordata, Mammalia, Rodentia, Muridae. Gene Ontology annotation, biological process: visual perception; lens development in camera-type eye. Gene Ontology annotation, molecular function: structural constituent of eye lens. The transcript is spliced from 2 exons. The record is from RefSeq and is a predicted model, not a curated record. Bases 863 to 1258 code for a protein of 131 amino acids.
CAAAAGGAAGAAAUAAAACGAAGGCCUCUAUAUAAACUUACCUACCAUUCACUGAUGACCAGGGUUGACAUUUUAGUCUAUACACAGGUCUAAUCUUUUUAUCUUAAACAUGUGCAAGUUUUCAAAACAUCAAACCCCCAUACUACAGGUAAAGACGUGCAACUGUCUUUCAUUUAGAGAAAUUUGUUUAUUUUUCUGCUGCUGCCUCUUGGUGCCUGAGUGUGGCUCUGGAACUCGUGUGAUUCUCAUGAGCUCCCACAAACGGAGGCACCACCCUCCACUCAGCAGUUUCUAUAGGCAAACACUGCGAAACGCUGCGUACAUAAUGCAUUUCUAGAGCGCUGCAUAGGGUGAGAAGCGCGCCCUUUGUCUCCAAGGUCAUAAUGGCUCUGCUGACUUGAAUUCCUUUCACUGAGCUAGUAAGGACAACUCGAAAAUGCCAGAGAGAAUGAGAGCCCCCUACCCCAUGAUCCCAAAUGAAAAAGCGAGAGAACACAGAAAUCCCCUUACACAUUACCCCCCAGGCCCCUUUUGUGUUGUUCUUGCCAACACAGCAGCCAUCCUGCUGUAUAUAUAUCAGCUGCCACUCCUGUCCCCAUCACACUCAACACUGACCAUUUGCUGUCAACAACGAUGGGAAAGGUGAGCCAAGGGCGAACCCUCCAGGUCUGUUGAGUGCCCCCUCUGUGUGGGGGAUGCGCCUUCCGGUUAACCAUGUGUUGUUACCCCUUCUCCUUUACAGAUCACCUUCUACGAGGACCGCGGCUUCCAGGGCCGCUGCUAUGAGUGCAGCAGCGACUGCCCCAACCUUCAGACCUACUUCAGCCGCUGCAACUCCAUCCGCGUGGACAGUGGCUGCUGGAUGCUCUAUGAGCGCCCCAACUACCAGGGCUACCAGUACUUCCUGCGACGCGGGGACUACCCCGACUACCAGCAGUGGAUGGGUUUCAGCGACUCCAUUCGCUCCUGCCGUUCCAUUCCCUAUACCAGCUCUCACAGGAUAAGGCUGUACGAGAGAGAUGACUACCGGGGCCUUGUGUCUGAGCUCACGGAAGACUGUUCCUGCAUCCACGACUGCUUCCGCCUCAACGAGAUCUACUCCAUGCAUGUGCUAGAAGGCAGCUGGGUCCUCUAUGAGAUGCCCAACUACCGAGGCCGCCAGUACCUGCUCAGGCCUGGAGACUACAGGCGCUACCACGACUGGGGCGCAAUGGAUGCCAAAGUCGGCUCUCUGAGACGGGUCAUGGAUUUGUACUAAGCCCCAUUUUGCUUGUUACAACACACACAUGCAAUAAAUAUACAACUUGUGUUCCUGGCA